Drosophila navojoa is the source of this 1009-nucleotide messenger RNA. It is a transcript of the gene Cngl, whose product is annotated as Cyclic nucleotide-gated ion channel-like. The record is from RefSeq and is a predicted model, not a curated record. Gene Ontology annotation, molecular function: protein-containing complex binding; intracellularly cyclic nucleotide-activated monoatomic cation channel activity. Gene Ontology annotation, cellular component: membrane. Lineage: Eukaryota; Metazoa; Arthropoda; Insecta; Diptera; Drosophilidae. Gene Ontology annotation, biological process: transmembrane transport; monoatomic ion transport.
CAGCUAAGCAGCCUAAGCUUGUGUCAGAAGGUGCUGCAGGUGGACAACGACGAACGUUGGUGGCACGGUGGUGCAAGGUGGUGCACGGUGGUGCUUACGGCCAUUGCCAAUUGAGUUAAUGUGACAAUGAAACUGAGCGUCAGCGCGUAUCGGGCGCAUGCAUCCGCACACAAGAAGAUCCUCUCCAGCGGCUAUCACUCGCAGCUCAACUACGGCAGCACUGGAGCCGCCGCAGCAUCCUCCUCCUCAUCGUCGGCAGCAGCGGCGGCCACUGCAACGGGCCUCUAUACGAUGGAGACGCACGAGCAUGGCGGCAAGUUUGCAAAGGAUAUGGCCAGAUUCGAUUGCAAUAGCGACACGGACGUCAUCAGCCCCACGGGCACGAGCAGCUCUGGCGGAGGAGGCGGCGGCGGAGGCGGUGGCGGUGGCGGUGGCGGUAGCAGCAAUGCCCCAGCGGAUGGCUCGCAUCACAAGCGCCACCACAAGAGCAGCGGCAGCGCAGCAGCAGCGGCAGCAGCAGCUGCUGCCAAAUUGGCCAACGAUGAUGACAAUAACAGUGCGGCGCACUCAUCGGAUAGCAAGAGUCCCAGUCAGCGAUCGGCCAAUUCAUCGCUGACCAGUGCGCAGAGCAAUUGCCGUUGCACAAAUAGUUUAAGAAUGUACACAGAGAGGGAUAGACUUAUAUUAACAUCAGAGCAGCAGCAGCAGCAGCAACAACAGCAGCAAUCACAGCAGCAAUCACAGCAGCAACAGCAACAGCAACGGCAGCAACAACCACAACAAGAACGACAGCAAUGCCAGCAACCAGACAACCAAAUGGAAGAGCCUGCGGGCCGUUAUGGCCUAUUAUUGCUCAUUGCGGCGCAUUAAGAGGAACGGUGCUUUUACAGCUUUUACAUACAGUACAAGAACCCAACUAACUAAGCUAAACUCUAACUAAUCUAACUAAUCAAGCAACUAUCUAACGUUAUGUACUACUACUACUACUACUACUACUACUACUGCCUUG